AUGCGACGACAUCAUGGACGAGCGCUCUCACCGUACCAUGGACGCACGGCCGCUCCUCCUUCUGCUGAAGUCUCCUUGGUCCGCAGUUUUGACUCCAAGAUCAAUCCGUCAAGACCCGCCAGACAAUCCCCCUUGGCCACCUCUCAGAUCCAGGGCAUGCCAUUGGACUUGAUCGAACGCAUUCGUUCCUUCCCUCUAUUCCAAUCCACCUCGGACGACUUCCUCGCCGACAUCGGUCUCCUCCUCAAACCCCAGCUGCACAACACCAAUGACUAUAUCAUCACCGAAGGGGAAGAUGCGAAGGCGAUGUAUUGGCUUGUCCGAGGCGCCGUCGCUGUGACGUCUCGGGACGGGGAGAGUAUCUUUGCUGAACUAAAACCCGGUGCCUUCUUUGGAGAAAUUGGGAUCCUCAUGGAACGUCCUCGCACCGCAACAGUAGUUGCUCGGACAAGGUGUAUGGUGCUGGUGCUGAAGAAGGAGGAUUUGAAAAAGAUAUUACCCAAGUAUCCCGACGUGGAACAGGCCAUUCGAGACGAGGCAUUGGAACGGCUGACGCAAUUGGAGAAGAAAAAGAGGCAGGUGCUACUCGGCACGGAAGAUGUCCCAAACCACGAAAGAAGAGGCUCCAAGAGAGCAAGAGUGACGGUUGGAGAAGACGUAUAUAUGAGAGACGGUGACGGUAGCGUUACUAGCUCGAGCAAGCGGCGGAAGUCUCCCAGCCCCGGGACGAACGAAGUCUCAACAGCAAGCGCAUUGGGACAUGGCCUCGUUAAUAUCCGCGCCACUUUGAAGGAGUUGCCACUGUUUGCGUCUCUGCCUUCCGAUAUUCUCCAUUUCCUCGGUCUCAGUGCCCAGCCAAGAAGCUUUGCACCAUUCACAGACAUUAUCAAACAAGACACCAGAGGCAGGGAGGUCUAUUUCAUUGUCCGUGGCGAGGUUGAAGUUCUGGAUGAGAGGAAUGUUUCAGCUCCCAAGCGGCACAAGGUCGGAGAGCCUAAUGGCGUGCCGGGAACGCCACGAGUGAUAGCUCGCCUCAAGCCAGGACAGUACUUUGGCGAGGUUGUGAGUCUAUCGCUAGCAGAUCGACGGACGGCUACUGUGCGGUCAGUAACCCAAGUUGAAUGCUUGAUGAUCUCCGAAAAUGUGCUGGCGGAUUUUUGGAAUCGGUGUCCGCCGAAUGUCCUGCGGCAGAUCGAGGACACUGCGAAGCGCCGAUUACAGCUGGCGUCGGACAAUGACGUUGUCAUGAAUGAUGCAGACGCAACACCUGACAUUCAUGAUCUUGAAAUCCGAGACUCGAAAGAGAGGAGGCAAAAGAAAGUCGUCAGUGGACCCCGAGUGACGUUUACAGACACAGAAAUCAGCAGUUCCACACAGGCCGCUCAAACAGAGGAACCGAACAAUACGCUUGAACCUUCAGACCCCGACCCUUUCCUGAGUGAAGGCCUAGAAAAGGUCAGGUCGAGAUCAAGGAGAGGUUCUCUUGCUCCGCCGCCUCCAGAUGAGCUGUCCAAAGAUCAGAGGCGCCGGUCUCCGCGAUCAUCACCUACCACCACAACCAACCCCUCCCCCAAGGGUUCAGCAUCUGGGACACCAUCGCCCACGUCCGAGUAUAAAGGCAGCAGUGGCUUUCCAUUUUCUGAUCCCUUCUCUCCAGGGGGCCGGCCCAAACCCCGACCACGGUCCAGUCGCGGCCAAAAUCGAGGCAGUAUCCCUGAUACAAUGCUGCCGUUGAUCCUCGAAUAUCUCGAUUUGCAUGAGUUACUGCGUUUGCAAGGCGUAUCCCUCCAUUGGCAGAAUGUUCUCAACACUGCACCUAAUCUACUACACCAUCUUGACUUGUCACGUUACAACCGGACAAUCACGGACGACAUUCUAAUCAGCCGCAUCUGCCCGUUUGUUGCAGACAGGCCCAGAUUCAUCGACAUCAGUAACUGCUUUCACAUCACUGACGAAGGCUUCACCGCUCUGGUUAACACAUGCGGGGUCAAUGUUCAGGGGUGGCGCAUGAAGAGCGUCUGGGACGUCACCGCUCCGGCGAUCCUGGAGAUGGCGAAUAAGGCUCGUGGACUCAGAGAGGUUGACCUGAGUAAUUGCCGCAAAGUCAGCGACACAUUGCUGGCGAGAAUAGUUGGCUGGGUCGUCACGGCACAGCCUCCAGCGCCCACUAACCGCACGAAAGUCAACUCACACCGCCCCGUUCUCAACACCAAGGUGAAUAACAACACUCCUCCGCAGCAACCUCCCCCAGGGACCGUCAUUGGAUGUCCAGAGCUGAGCUCCAUCACGCUCAGCUACUGCAAACACAUCACUGACCGGACCAUGGCCCAUAUCGCUACACAUGCUCACAAUCGGAUUGUCUCGAUGGAUUUGACUCGCUGUACGACGAUAACGGAUGCCGGUUUUCAGUUCUGGGGCAAUGUCAAGUUUGAACGGCUGAGGAAACUGUGUUUGGCCGACUGCACGUAUCUCAGCGAUCAGAGCAUUGUGUGGCUUGUCAAUGGGGCAGGUAGUGGCCUGAGACAGCUUGAUCUGUCCUUCUGCUGCGCCCUCUCUGACACAGCCACCGAGGUCAUUGCCUUGGGCUGCCCGAAUCUAACCCACCUGAAUCUCUCCUUCUGCGGCAGUGCGGUCUCGGACCCGAGCUUACGGUCGAUCGGCCUUCACUUGACUUCCCUUCGCGAACUCGCUGUUCGGGGAUGCGUUCGUGUCACGGGCCUUGGCGUCCAGAGUGUGGUCGAGGGCUGUCAAAAGCUGAAACUAUUUGACGUGAGUCAGUGUAAGAAUCUGCAACCCUGGCUGGUCAGUGGCGGGAUCGAGCGGUGGCGGUCCAUGGGCCGGGAUGUUGAGUUUGUGGUGGUCAGUUCAGGGACGAAGCUGGUUCGAUGA
Molecule: messenger RNA, 2889 nt
Organism: Fonsecaea erecta
Lineage: Eukaryota; Fungi; Ascomycota; Eurotiomycetes; Chaetothyriales; Herpotrichiellaceae
Exons: 2
Coding region: 1-2889 (962 amino acids)
Molecular function (GO): protein binding; protein-containing complex binding
Source: RefSeq, a predicted model, not a curated record